UCCAGAGGCGGCACCGUCUCGGUGUCGGUAACGGUAUUUGGGAUGGAGGACCGGCGAAGGAAAGAUGGAGGUCUCGGAGCUCUGAUCCGGUCGUGAUGAACCCGUUUGACGGCUUCGGUUCUCCCCGGCAUGAGGCGGCGGACAGCGGGGACAGCCGGUGUCCGUGGGCCCGCUUCUGCUCCUGGUUAGAGUGUGUGUGUGUCGUUACCUUCGACCUGGAGCUCGGUCAAGCCAUAGAGCUGGUUUAUCCUCAGGAUGUGAAACUCACUGAGAAGGAGAAAACCAGCAUCUGCUACCUGUCCUUCCCUGACUCCUACUCAGGAUGCCUCGGUGACACUCAGUUCAGCUUCAGGUUACGUCAGUCGGUCGGUCGCAGAGCGUCGAGGUUCAGAGAGGACGUUUACAACAGAGACGCCCCCGUCACCCUGCAGACUGAAGCGUCCCAUUUCUUUGGUUACGUCUAUUUCAGACAAGUGAAGGACGUCUCUGUGAAGAGAGGAUACUUCCAGAAGUCUCUGGUGUUGAUAUCCAGGUUACCGUACACUCACCUGUUCCACUCGCUGCUGCAGAUCGUUGCUCCCGAGUUCUUCGAGAAGCUGGAGCCCUGCAUGGAAGCAGUGUGUAACGAGAUCGACCAAUGGCCUUCACCCAUACCUGGACUGACGCUCAACCUGCCUGUGAUGGGCGUGGUCUUACAGGUCCGGAUUCCUUCAAAAACAGACAAACCGGGAGGAAGUCCAGUCAGACAGACUGCUAAAGAGGACCUCCUGCCGGCUCCGACUCUGCUGCCCACCAUCCACGAACUGGACCUCUUCAAGUGUUUCCAGUCGGUCCUGAUCCACCUGCAGAUGCUCUGGGAGCUCGUGUUGCUCGGGGAGCCGCUGGUUGUCAUGGCGCCGUCUCCCACCGUCUCCUCGGAGACGGUGCUGGCUCUCGUCAGCUCCAUCGGUCCUCUGAAGUUCUGCUGUGACUUCCGUCCAUAUUUCACCAUCCACGACAACGAGUUCAGAGAGUACACCACCAGGACCCAGGCCCCGCCUAACGUGGUUCUGGGAGUCACCAAUCCGUUCUUCAUUAAGACUUUUCAGAACUGGCCUCACGUGGUCCGACUGGGAGAAAUGAAGAUGGCAGGCGAUUUACCUAAACAGGUGAAGGUGAAGAAACUGUCCAAACUGAAGACCCUCGACACUAAACCAGGUAUCUACACGGCGUACAAGACGUUUCUGCACAAAGACAAGAUUCUGAUUAAAAGACUGUUGAAGGGGAUUCAGAGGAAGAGACCGUCAGAGGUUCAGAGCGCCAUCUUGAGGAGACACCUGUUAGAACUCACUCAGAGCUUUAUCAUCCCACUGGAGCGGUACAUGGCGAGCCUGAUGCCUUUGCAGAGAUCGGUGACCCCGUGGAAGACUCCUCCUCAGAUUCGACCCUUCAGUCAGGACGAGUUCAUGUCCACUCUGGAUCACACCGGGCCUCAGCUCACCUCAGUGCUCAAAGGUGAUUGGAUGGGACUGUACAGGAAGUUCUUCAGGUCUCCGAACUUUGACGGAUGGUUUCGUCAUCGACACAAAGAGAUGACUCAGAAACUGGAGAGUCUUCACCUGGAGGUCAUCUGUGACGCCGACCUGUUGAGUUGGACCAAAGACAAGUCUGAGGUGGAAAUCGUCGACCUGAUUCUGAAGCUCAGAGAGAAACUGAUUAAAGCUCGACGGCAGAAGCUGCAGCUGAAAGACGGAGUUUUAGACAAACUGGACACUUUUAUAAACUCCGUCAUCAGAUCCCUGCCCGAAGACCUGCAGACGGUCCUGACGACACACUGACACACACUGACACACACACUGAUACUACACACUGACUACACACACUGCUACUACACACACUGACACACACGCACUGAUACACACUGACACACACACUGAUACUACACACUGCUACACACUGAUACUACACACUGAUACUACACACACUGACACACACACACUGAUACUACACACUGACACACACACUGAUACUACACACUGCUACUACACACACUGACACACACACUGAUACUACACACUGCUACACACUGACACACACACACACACACACUGACACACACACACAGACACACACACACACACACUCUCACACACAGAGAAUAAAACCUGUAGAUGUAGUUUUGACGUUUCUGUUCAGAGUCGAACUCGACAUCGCGACGCCGUCGUGAAGUUGUGACUAAAUGAUGAUGAUGAAGAUGAUGGUUAUGAUGAAGAUGAUGAUGAAGAUGACGAUGAUGAUGAAGACGAUGAGUCCUCGCAGAAACCGGUUUCAGAGAAACGGACCUUCGGCUCCGGAUGUUUCAGUUUGGCGCGGCGGCGUGUCGCGGCGGCGUGUCGCGGCGGCGUGGCGCGCGGCGUGGCGCGGCGGCGUGUGCGCGACGUGGCGCGCGCGCUGUCACGAAGUCUGAGAUUCUGACAAUAAAGAAAAACUCAAAUUGUUGUAACGAGGAAAACUUUCCCCCGAAUCCUCGACUCUAUUUCUUCAGAAAAUUACAACUUUAUUCAAAACGUGACGACUUUUUUCCUGAACGAUUCUGACUCGAUUCUGAAAUGUUUGGAUCUGGAAAUAUUAUUAUGAUUAAUAUUAGUUCUGAUGCUGUCGAUGUGGAUUAAUUAUUUUCUUCACUCCAACUUUCAGCUUCACACAUUUGUAAUAUUAUGAUUCAUAAAACCUGUUUUAAUAAAAAUUAAAAAGCUAAAUGAGUUUACCCUGAUGUUUUGUACUUAUGACAUUAUAAUGAAAAGUUAACUGUAUAUUUAAUUCCACAUUGUUUCUGUUUUUAACGAUUAUAACAUCUGAACUCUGAAGUGUUAUUUUUGUAUCCCAGUGAAUGAAACAACAACAAUAAUAAUAAUAAUAAUAAUAAUGUGUUGUUGCCUUUUUGUUGUUUUUCUGUAAAUAUUUAGUUUUGCUGUGAAAAGUAAAACCAGAAUCAUGUUCA
Siniperca chuatsi (mandarin fish) is the source of this 2980-nucleotide messenger RNA. RefSeq names its product DENN/MADD domain containing 6B (gene dennd6b). Gene Ontology annotation, cellular component: recycling endosome. The coding region runs from base 96 to 1817 and encodes 573 amino acids. NCBI's taxonomy places the organism in Eukaryota, Metazoa, Chordata, Actinopteri, Centrarchiformes, Sinipercidae. The transcript is spliced from 20 exons. Gene Ontology annotation, molecular function: guanyl-nucleotide exchange factor activity. The record is from RefSeq and is a predicted model, not a curated record.